Messenger RNA from Strongyloides ratti, 960 nucleotides. Its product is annotated as 7SK snRNA methylphosphate capping enzyme. NCBI's taxonomy places the organism in Eukaryota, Metazoa, Nematoda, Chromadorea, Rhabditida, Strongyloididae. Gene Ontology annotation, molecular function: snRNA binding; RNA methyltransferase activity; O-methyltransferase activity. The coding region runs from base 1 to 960 and encodes 319 amino acids. Gene Ontology annotation, biological process: snRNA modification. The transcript has 2 exons. The record is from RefSeq and is a predicted model, not a curated record.
AUGUCAGAUGUGAAGGAUAUACCCAUAUCAAAUGAUGGAGAAAAUGUACAUAAUAAAACAAAAAAAAUCAAAAAAAUAUUUCGUUACGGAAAUUAUAAUCGUUAUUAUGGACGAAGGAAAGUUGAUUCUGCAACAUCUUUAGAUCCUCGUCUAACAUUAUUCCCAAAAAAUUUUUUUAAAUCAAAAAAAAUUCUUGACAUUGGUUGUAAUGUUGGAGCUGUCACUCUUGGUAUAGCAAAAAAUUUUGAACCACAAAUGAUUCUAGGUAUAGAUAUAGAUUCACAUUUAAUAGGUGUUGCAAGAAAAAAUAUAAGACAUUAUUGUGAUAAGGAUAUUGAAAUUAAAGGUUUAUAUCCGGCAUCUUUUUUUCAAGAAAAUGGAAAAUUAAGAGAGGAUUUAGGUCAUGAAGAUAAUAUAUUUAGUGUUAACCAUUUUCCCAAUAAUGUGUGGUUUCAACAUGAAAAUUACGUUCUCGAAAGUGAUUUUCAUUUAGAAGCUGUUGAACAGGAAUAUGAUGUUAUACUAGCAUUAAGUAUUACAAAAUGGAUACAUAUGAAUUUUGGUGAUGAUGGCAUGAAAAGAUUUUUUAAAAGAAUUUUUUUGCAUUUAAAUCUCGGUGGAAAAUUAGUUCUUGAAAGUCAAGAUUUUAAAAGUUAUUAUAAAAAAGCUAAACAGGACAAAGAAUUACUAAAAAAUUACAAAGAAAUUAAAUUUAAACCUGAAGAAUUUAAAGAAUAUUUACUAAGUGAUGAAGUUGGAUUUAUUAAACAUGAAGAAUUAGGUAUACCAGAAGGUUCUGGAGAGGGUUAUGGUAGGAUGAUUGAAGUAUUUACUAAAGAUACAAAAUUUAAAAGUAACAGGAAACGUAAGAUAAAAGAAAACGGCGGAGAUAAUUUAAAUCAUGAAAAAAAAUUACCACCUUCUAAAGUUAUAAAAUUUAAUGAUAGUGAUGAAGAUUAG